Molecule: messenger RNA, 3487 nt
Organism: Camellia sinensis
Lineage: Eukaryota; Viridiplantae; Streptophyta; Magnoliopsida; Ericales; Theaceae
Gene: SRF5
Product: STRUBBELIG-receptor family 5
Biological process (GO): protein phosphorylation
Molecular function (GO): protein binding; protein kinase activity; ATP binding
Source: RefSeq, a predicted model, not a curated record
UUAGGGGGAACUUGGGGAGUAGUAAAGUAGGUGCUCUCUGUUGUUGUGUCUUUGGUUUUUUGAACACAUUGUGUGUGUCCUUGUUGGUUGCUUGAUAAUUUAUGCAAUUAGAGAGGAGAGGAGAGGAGAGGGUCUCCUCCACCUCCACCUCCACCUCCACCUCCACACAUUUGGAGCGAAGCAGUCGGUGCAUGACCUCCAAAGUCUCCCUGCAAUGUCGCUCUCCAAAUUUAGGUGUGUUCCUUCUAAAUUUAGCGACGAGUUCAUGAAACCGGAAUCGGCUGGACUUAGGCUUCUCCACUUGCCAAAAAUAAAAAUAAUGAUAAUUACAGGAAAAAAAUCUCGGCGGUUUUGUAGAACGCAUUUUGCACAGAGAGAGAGAGUCGGUUGGAAUUGGUUCUCAUUUGGUUCAUCCACCAAUGCUGGUGGGGGUGUUGCCGACAGAUGUAUUAUCGUCCGCCUCAUCAUCAGGAUCAACACUGUUCCAGUAUCGUGUUCAGAUUUUAAUUUUAAUUUAUUCUUUGUUCCCUGUGUGUGGUAGAAUUCGAGAAUUAGCAUAUCAGAAGAACUUUCUUCAUUUCUUCUGAAGGUGGGGAGGGAGGGAGGGAGGCUCUCUGAUUUUGAUCAGAAGAUGGUUCCUCCUCAUUUUAAUUUUCUAAUUACAAGGCCCUGGAUUCUCAUCUUUAUGAUCGUUCUAACCCUUACCUCCUCCACCACCACCAUUACCUUGGUUCACUCCAAAACUGAUGGACCUGAUGUUUCUGCCCUCAAUGUUAUGUAUAGUAGCAUGAAUUCACCUUCAAAACUGGGUGGUUGGAAAUCAAGUGGAGGCGAUCCUUGUGGUGAUGCCUGGGAUGGAAUAGAAUGCAAAGGCUCAUCUGUAUCUGAAAUUAAGUUAUCGGGUUUGGAACUCACUGGAUCAAUGGGCUACCAGCUUUCGAGCUUGACAUCUGUCACCUACUUUGAUUUGAGCCAAAACAACCUCAAGAAUGAUAUACCAUAUCAGCUUCCUCCUAAUGCAGAUUACAUAGAUCUUUCUGAGAAUAGUUUCACUGGUGGUGUGCCUUACUCAAUUUCUCAGAUGAAAGAUCUUAAAUACCUAAAUCUUGGUCAUAAUAAACUCAAUGGACAGCUAAGCGAUAUGUUUGGACAACUUUCUAAACUCACGGAUCUGGAUCUCUCCUUCAACAAAUUGAGUGGCAAUUUGCCUCAAAGUUUUAAAAAUCUCUCAAGCCUCACCAAUUUAUAUUUGCAGAACAAUCAAUUUACUGGCUCAAUAAAUGCCCUUGCAGACCUUCCUCUUGAUGAUUUGAAUGUUGAAAACAACAAACUUACAGGCUGGAUCCCUGAUGAGUUGAAGGAUAUUAGAAAUAUACAGUCUGGAGGAAAUUCUUGGUCAUCGGGGCCAGCUCCUCCUCCUCCCCCUGGUCAAAAAAGUAACUCUCGUUCUGACAAGUCCUCAUCAAAUGGUGAUGGGAAGUCUGGUCUGAGUGGAGCAGCCAUUUCUGGAAUAGUGAUGGGUAUUCUGCUGGUUAUUGCGAUUAUAAUUGCUCUAUUCUCACGAAGAUCUUCAACACCUCCUUCACAUUUUCUUGAUGAAGAUAGAGUCAGCCAGCGCAGACCAUUUACCCCACUUGCGUCCCAGGAGUUAUCCAAUGACAUGCGAUCUGAAAUACAAAAGGACUUCAGAGAACUUAAGUCGUCAGACUCAUCUUCUUCACUUACCGCAAAGGGUUUGCAGACAUCUCCUUCAAUUUGUCUCAAGCCACAUUCAGAUCGUUUUAAUUCAUUUGAUGAUAAUGAGUUUGUAAACCAUAUGAACAUCAAAAGGAGCAGCUCUUUUCGGAUUACAUGUUAUUCUUUGGCAGAUUUGCAGACUUCCACUGGUAACUUUGCAACAGGUCGCCUUCUUGGUGAGGGAACUAUUGGACGAGUGUAUAGGGCCAAAUAUUCUGACGGGCAGGUUUUUGCAGUGAAGAAGAUAGACUCCUCACUAUUUCAAGGCGGACAAGUGGAAGAUUUUACAGAAAUUGCUUCAAACAUUGCCAAGCUUCGCCAUCCAAACAUUGCUGGACUUACUGGCUAUUGUUCAGAACAGGGACAAAAUAUGUUGGUUUAUGAGUAUUUCAGGAAUGGUUCACUUCAUGAAUUCCUACACUUGUCAGAUGACUUCAGCAAACCACUUACAUGGAACACUAGAGUCAGAAUUGCUCUAGGAACAGCCCGAGCUGCAGAGUACUUGCAUGAGGUUUGUUCUCCUUCCACUGUUCAUAAGAACAUCAAGUCAUCUAACAUUUUACUUGACACUGAGCUCAAUCCUCAUCUCUCAGAUUGCGGCUUGGCUACCUUUCAUCAGCGUACAAGCGUAAAUCUGGGGAGUGGAUACAAUGCUCCAGAAUGCACCAAACCUUCAGCUUAUACAAUGAAGAGUGAUGUUUAUAGUUUUGGGGUGGUUAUGUUGGAGUUGUUGACAGGUCGAAUGCCUUUUGACAGUUCAAAGCCAAGAUUAGAACAAUCACUAGUCCGGUGGGCCACCCCACAGCUCCAUGAUAUCGAUGCAUUGGGGAAAAUGGUGGAUCCUGCCUUGUGUGGACUGUAUCCUCCUAAAUCGGUCUCUCGAUUUGCUGACAUUAUCGCUCUGUGUGUACAGCUGGAGCCAGAAUUUCGACCACCAAUGUCCGAAGUGGUGCAGGCACUUGUCAGGGUAGUUCAGCGAUCGAGUAUGAGAGAGGAUCCAGGUGCCUCUCGUCGUGUGGCUGACUAUGAUUAUUAAUGAUUUUGAUUCUUUUAUUUUAUUUUAUUUUUUUGAUAUAUAUAUAUAAGAUUUGCAUAGUAAUAUAAGUCCUUUUUAGGGAAGCCGAUUUUUAUCUUAUUUGUUAAUUCUUUUUACCUUGGUGCCGUAUCAGUUUGAGAAGCAGCAUAUCCCCACCUCUAUUGUCGGUCACACAAACAGAUCAAAAAAUAAAAAAUAAAAAUCAAGGACACGUGAUUGGGAGGUCAGCUAGUCUGGAUGUUCAUGUAAUGCAAACGAGUGAAUGCCUGCUAUAAAUGAGGAACAAGUUCCAGUGUUCUUGAUAACAAUAAUCAUAAGGCGAGCUGGCUGGUGCUGUUGAAUGGCUUGAUAGGUAUCAGCACAGGUAGAAGCUAGUGUGCCUGUUGAGUGAUUAAGCAGAAGCAGAGAAAGAAGGAAAGAAGCUUACAAGGGGAAGUUAGUUUGAAUGAUAAAAAAACAAGCUCCCUACCUAUGGCAUUAAUAAAAGUUGAUUUAGGUAAUAGAAGCACUCAGAUGCAAAGUAUGCUGAGAAAUGUUAGUGUUUGAUAUGUUUUUUUUAAAAAAAGUUUGUUAGACAAAUUAUGCCCAAUAAUUCUUAGAGUUUUUUUUUUUUUGGUGGGCCUGCUUGUAUCAAUUUAGUUCGUGUAAUUUUAAUGAUGACACAUUAAAAACUGUCAAAUAUGUCCAAUUGUUAAUAGAAAUUUUUAUUUUUGC